Molecule: messenger RNA, 3327 nt
Organism: Plasmodium inui San Antonio 1
Lineage: Eukaryota; Apicomplexa; Aconoidasida; Haemosporida; Plasmodiidae
Exons: 10
Coding region: 1-3327 (1108 amino acids)
Cellular component (GO): nuclear inner membrane
Molecular function (GO): mannosyltransferase activity
Source: RefSeq, a predicted model, not a curated record
AUGGACGCUUCAAACCAUGGACGCUUCAAACCAUGGACGCAUUUCCCCCUCUUCGUGAAACUCACCUUCUACAAACGAUUCCGAUACACCUUUUAUGGAGACUAUGAAGAACAGAAACUGUCCCUCUACUCGGAGGAAUCCUUUUACUUCUCCUUCUAUGACGACAUCGUGAAAUCGGAGACCUACCUGGAGGGCAUCAAGCUGCUUAUACACGAUGAAAGAAGCGAAUACCCCAAUACGAUCAAUGCCAUUCGGCGCUUCAACAUUUACCCCGAAAUUGUCCUCGGAACAGUCUGGAGGAUGCUUAAUUUAAAGGAGCGCUUCCUAACACCUUUCAAUUUUUACGUACACGGAGUUCUGCUUUCCCAGGCUGCCAGCGUCGGCGUCUUAUUCUUUUUCUCCGUUUAUUUGGGACGGUCCUACAUUUCGGGCGUCAUUUUUCUGAUGCUUUUUUUUUCCUGCUAUAGGGAGAAGUUCAUCAUGCGAUUGUCAGCCUUCCCACUGAGAGAGAACUUCGCCUCAGUCUACAUGUGGUGCAACAUCUUACUCAUUUACACCAUUUUACGGGAGAGGAAGAAGAAACAUAACGCCUACCUCGUCUUCCUCUUCCUGUCGUCCUUCCUUUUUUUCAUCACCUGGCAGUUUUCCGUUUUCGUCACGCUGACCCAUGUGGUGGCUCUGUUCGGAUUAGACUUACUUGGAUUUAACAUUCAGAAGGAGUUGCACAGCAUCCUCGUGACAUUAUCCUGCUCUUACGUCGUUUCUCUGUUGGCGACUUUCUUCCCACGUUAUUUGAUGUGUACCUAUCUGCCAUUCGUGUUGGCUAGCCUCAUUAUUACGAAUGUGCUUUACCGACGGGGAGGUGGCACUGCGAAUGAUGUAAGACGUGGCGGUGCCAAUGAGGUAAGACGUGGCAAUAUCCAUGAUGGAAGACCUGAAGCCGCUUCUAACCGAAGGGAUGGUGCCCCGAGUGAGAUAGACCCCCCUUGGAUAUUACCCCUCCAGUUGCCCCAGUUACGAAGCCAACUAGCGUUCAUGCUGAAGAAGGGGAUCACGUCCAUAGUGAUCUUCCUUCUCCUUCGACUGACUACCGUUGGAAUGGAGAAGGAUGACUCGCACGUUCUGUCUCUUCUAAAAGUGCGUCUGCAUCUAAGUAGCCACGACUUCGACAGCAUGAUUUACAGUGUGGGUUCAGAAUUCAAUCCCUUUACCAGACAUAUGUUCAGCAUGAUAAGGGAGACCUCCCUCUUUGAUUACUUCGUCUUCUUUAACUUGAUUCUGCUUCUCUACGGGGUGAAUUAUGUUUCACACGUUUGGCGAGCCACGCGGGGUGGAAGCGACGAACAAAGGCGCGCCAAAUUGAGUGUGAGUGGCUGCGACGAACAAGGGGGCGACAAAUUGGGUGUCUGCAACAGAUUGCGUGUGAGCUACUGCGACAGGGGGGUACGCGUCCGGUUCGAAGUGUUCCACGCGCAGUUCCUCUACCUGGUGGUCCAGUUUAUCUUUUUCGUCCUGCUGAUGCUGAUAAUCUCCCGCUUGCGUGUCCUGGCCCUGCCCCUCAUGUGUCUGCUUAGCAGUCUUGUGGGGUCUCCACUCCUCCUUGGGGACAUCUACAGCGUCACACGGGAAAAUCUGCUCCACCUCGGGGCCAGCAAGAAGAACCUAUCCCGCCUGAUCAUCCAGGGGAUCUGCCUCCUGGAGUGCGCAUACCCAUUUGCGAAGUACUUCCCGACGUACGAGUACGUUAACCUCACGGGGAACGAGCCAGUCAACAUAGAGAAGAACCUCGAUCUGGUCGUGUGGCUUCGCCAGAAUCUGAAGGAAGGUGAACCCAUUCUUACAGACAUCCCUACAUCUAGCUUCCUCAGAUCGACAACCAACUUUAAGAUGGUUCUGAACCCACAGUAUGAAAAUGUAGCCAUGCGAAGGAGAGUGCAGGAUUACUACAUGUUUUCCUCAUGUCUCCCUUUCAGUGAUGCCAAAAGGUACUACUACGAUAGAUACAAGGUCCGCUACUUCGUGGCAAACAUUUACAGAUGUGCUUCUAUCUCCAACGAAGCGACCAAUGCCUUCAGCAUUGCUGAGCUCGUGGGUUCAGACUAUGCCAGAUGUAGACACAGAACAAGUAUGAAAUUCUGCCAGCGUGUGUUGUAUGACGACAGAAACUAUAAGACUCUGUAUCGAAACGGAAAGUUUAGUGUGAUCUAUUUUGAUCCCGUACAUGUAUUGGAUGAUUCUCCUUAUGAGCAGUUCGACGAGGGGAAGUACGCUCAUGUCAGGUUCUACAUCCCCUGGAUCUCCAGAUGCAUGCAGACAGAUUCAAAGUGUCAGGAACACAUUGUGGACGUGGCAAGAUCCCACCUCGAUAUCCUCCGAUACAACAAAAUUGGGUUCACCCUUUACAAGUUCGUCCAGAGGACCUUCCUCGACGGAAAACAUUCGCUUCCAUUCAGGGAGAGUGAUCUUCUCUCCGUGGGUAGUAUCCACCCCUCUGAGGAGCCAUCCCCCCAGGGGCAUAACCUUCAUACCCUUUUCCACAUGGCCGAGUUUUACGACUACGAUGUGCGCGACGCGAAAAAGGCGCACCAACUGUACAAGAGAGCCAUCCAGCUGAUCACACUCCCGAGGGGAUGCAACCAAUCGGACCAACCGGAUCAAGCGAAUCAAGCCGAUGAAGCCGAUGAAGCCGACCGAUCGAAUGGGGUCUACCGAGCCCACCACCCCUCCGUGACCGUGCCCACCUUGGUCCCCUUUGUCCCUAUCGCGAAGCGCAUUCAGAUGAUCACUUCGUAUAUAUACUUCCUACUAGACACGGCUUCGUCCGCUGGACGGGCCGACAUCCUCAAUCUGUACCAGAACAUGGACCUGCUUGUGGUUGUCGCCGGUUCUGCGCUGGACGACGGGUUCUACUACGAAGGGGGUACGCCUCGAAUGAAGGAGCGGCCCACCAGGGGGGAAUCACACAACGAGGCCAAUGCAGUCAACACACCCAAUGCAGUCAACGCAGAUAACGCACCCAAUGCCGCCAAUGCAGCCAACCCUACCGCUGCACCUCCGACGGGUCGCCCAGACGCCGGACAAACCAUCAGAAGAACAUUCAACGCAGGGGAUCUCGACUCAGCCGUAACUCUCCUCUGCGAAAAUGCAGCCUACCUCUACAAAAUCAGGAAAGAAAACCCAAAGUAUAUUUCUAUUUAUAAAAAAAUGUGGACGCUGGCUAAGCGCGUCUCCCACAUGAAUGAGUGUGUUUUGCGGAAUUACCACUUGUUUGAGCAGAGGCGGAUUGGGGUCCUGGACUACCUGGCCUUCUUCUACCUCUACCGCUGA